ACAUUGAAUACUGAUUACAGCAUCCAUCAGUGAUCAGAUCCUUGACUCAAGCCACUCAAAAGUUCAUUUCGGUUUAUUUUUUUGCACUGUAUAGUGAUUUUAUUGUUGAUAUUGUGAUUUGAAAAAUUCAUCGAGAUGUUCAGUCAUUCGAACCGUAGAUUUUUCGUUUUUUUAACGAUGGUUAUGGCAGUUACUCGAAAUUUUUACUCGGUGAAUACUGCUCAAACUGAACCUCCGAUUGAAAUCGUUGACGCUGAAGAAGUCCAAGAAAUCACCGAUGCUCCUACUCCUGCUGCUGAAACUUCAGCCAGGGUCACCGUUGGUGCUGCCUCGACCGAUGCCCCUGUCCCCAUUGAGAGUUAUUAUUGCCAAAAUUCGAUCGAUAUUACUACUGUGGCAUUAUUUGAGAAAAAUGUGCUCAAUAGUACGAAACCUAUCAUCGUUCAGUUCUGGGGAGAAUCUAGCGAUCCUUGUAAAAUCAUGACCGCUCGAAUUGGAAAAGCGAUCGACGAUAAAGGAGGUAAAAUUAAACUAGCCAGAGUCAAUAUAGAUGAUCAUAAGAAAAUCGCAUCGAUAGCUGGAGUUAAAACUGUCCCUAUCAUAGUUGCUUACCGAGGAGGCGAAGUCAUCGAAACAUUGCAUGGAAUAAAAGACGAAAGUGAUUUGAAAAUAUUUGUUGGAAAAUUUAUCGUGGAUUGAUCGAGCAAAGUUUUAGGUUUGUUGGAAAAUGUUCUCCCGGUGGAAGGAUGGUGUUGGUUUAUUAUUCGAAUUUCGAAGACUAUCGCCUUAUUUAAGAAGAAGAAUUUUUGUAAAUUUUAUUUAUUAAGGGUUCAAUUCUUUUGUUAAUGUAGGUACAUUUUUUCACAAUAUUUCUAAAUCCAUUUCCAUUUUAAAUUCCUCGUCCUUUUUCAUUUUUUAUGCCUAUAUGUUUUUGUUCCAUUCUUGAUUGAGAAUUUUUAUUUGCUUGUGUUUUUUAAUUUUUUUUUCCAUAAACGAAAAUGUUUCUCUCCGCAAGAACUAGACGUACGUUUUCGGUGUUAUUUAGUCAAUCGAUUCAAGCUGAGUUGAGCUGAGCGCAUGCGCCAGGAUAUUGCGAAUAAUAACUGAUAAGCGUUUAAUUUAAUAAAUCUUUUCAGUUUUCAAUUCUAAUGAAAAUUAAUUUUAAUUUUUAAUUUAAUAAAUUUUUAACAUGCG
This is a messenger RNA of Planococcus citri (citrus mealybug), 1194 nucleotides long. Its product is annotated as thioredoxin-like. Lineage: Eukaryota; Metazoa; Arthropoda; Insecta; Hemiptera; Pseudococcidae. The record is from RefSeq and is a predicted model, not a curated record. The transcript has 3 exons. Gene Ontology annotation, molecular function: protein-disulfide reductase activity. Gene Ontology annotation, cellular component: cytoplasm. The coding region runs from base 136 to 699 and encodes 187 amino acids.